CAGGACCAGGAAGUGACACAGGCGGCUAACUGGCUAGCUCAGGGCUAGUGAGUAAAAAUGAAUCUACAUUUAAAAAAUAGUUAUGUGUAUUUUCCGUAUCAAGACUGACAUUUUGUCCACGGUAAGGUAGUUCGGACUAGGAGCACUACCUGCUUUAAUCACUAGUGAGGUGCCAACCACACAAGGAAUUUACAAUGGGCCAACGAAGGAGAGCGGCAGCUGUGAAUAACCCCUCGUCUCAGAGAGUCUCUGGAGCUCGUGCAGAUGUUGCCAGGGUCCCCAGCAGGAAGCACAGCAUCUGCAUGGUGUCUGACUUCUUCUAUCCAAAUAUGGGCGGAGUAGAAAGUCACAUUUACCAGCUUUCCCAGUGUUUGAUUGAAAAGGGACACAAGGUGGUGAUAGUCACCCAUGCCUAUGGCAGGAGGAAGGGUGUCAGGUACCUGACUAAUGGACUGAAGGUCUACUACCUCCCCCUGCAGGUGAUGUACAACCAGUCCACAGCCACCACCUGCUUCCACAGUCUCCCACUUCUGCGCUGUGUGUUUGUAAGGGAACGUAUCACUGUGGUUCAUGCACACAGCUCGUUCUCUGCCAUGGGCCAUGACGCACUGUUCCAUGCUAAGACCAUGGGCCUUAACACGGUGUUCACUGACCACUCACUCUUUGGCUUUGCUGAUGUGAGCUCUGUGCUGACCAACAAGCUUCUGACUGUGACGCUGUGUGACACCAACCACAUUGUGUGUGUGUCAUACACCAGUAAGGAGAACACAGUGCUCCGUGCGGCACUCAACCCAGAGAUAGUGUCUGUUAUUCCCAACGCUGUUGACCCGACGGACUUCACCCCUGACCCCUCCCAGCGCCAAGACGACAGGAUCACUAUUGUUGUGGUCAGCCGUCUUGUCUACCGCAAAGGAAUUGACCUUCUUGGUGGAAUAAUCCCAGAGCUCUGCCUCAAACAUCCAGAUCUAAAUUUCAUUAUUGGUGGAGAGGGGCCGAAGAGAAUUGUGCUGGAGGAAGUGCGAGAGAAAUACCAACUACAUGACAGGGUGCGUCUGCUGGGAGCUUUGGAGCAUAAAGAUGUUCGUAGAGUUCUGGUGCAGGGUCACAUCUUCCUCAACACAUCUCUGACCGAAGCGUUCUGCAUGGCUAUCGUAGAAGGAGCCAGCUGUGGACUGCAGGUGGUUAGUACUCGUGUGGGGGGCAUUCCUGAGGUGUUACCUGAGGACUUGAUAACCCUGUGUGAACCUACCGUGCGGUCGUUGUGUGCUGGUCUGGAGACGGUCAUUGCCCGGCAGCGUUCAGGGUCCGUCCCAUCACCUGCCUCUAUCCAUGCUUCUGUGCAAAAUCUCUACACCUGGAGAAACGUUGCCGAGAGGACGGAAAAAGUGUAUGACCGAGUGGCUGGAGAGGAGGUGCUUCCCCUGGACAGACGCUUACGGAGACUGAGGGCUCACUGUGGCCCCGUGGCUGGUUCUAUCUUUGCAUUUGUAGCUGUUUUGGACUUCCUCUUUGUGCUGCUUCUGCAGUGGUUGGUGCCAGAUCGGGUCAUGGACGUCGCUGUGGACGGCAGUGGCCCUCACGGACUGUGGAGGCAGGAACCGAGCAGUAAAGCUGGACCUCCUUCUAAAAGUGACACGAAGCGAGCAGCGUAACCAGAAAGUUCAUCGCAGUAAUCAGUCUGUACCUCUGCCUCACUAAUAGCUGCUGACGUGGUGCUACAUGUCCUCUUUAUGGUGCGACUGACAUUUGAAACAUGGCUACUGAAUGUGCUCAUGGUGAACCCAAACAUUGUUUACAUUUACUUAUCAAAAGGGCCCUUGUGUGAAAGCACUUAAUGUAAGACUUGUAAGGAGUUUUUAUUAUAUUCAGUGAUGAAACUGGGAAUUUGUGGCAAUCCUUGGAGUUUUAAAAAGCACUUUUUUGGUUAUACACAGUGUCUAUUGCACUGAACAGAAGGAGUAAAGGGGCUGGUUAAUUGUGCACUUACUUACUGGGGAAACAAAAUGGCAGUAACGUAUUUUUAGUUGGAUGCAAACCUCGUUUAGAACAAUGGCUUUGUCGGUAAAAUUCACUGUUUGUACAGAACUGUACAUCUGUGCAAAUUGCUUUUGUCUGAUUUUGAUACCAUAAAUACCACCCUUUGUUUGAUCAUUUUCGAUUAGAUUGCAUAUUUAUAUGAAACCUGGGAUUUUUUUCAGAUGAUGGCGUGACUCCCGGAUAAUCCACUGUGGAAAAUAAAGCUUACUUUCUAAUUUUU
Messenger RNA from Micropterus dolomieu (smallmouth bass), 2257 nucleotides. RefSeq names its product phosphatidylinositol glycan anchor biosynthesis, class A (gene piga). Gene Ontology annotation, cellular component: glycosylphosphatidylinositol-N-acetylglucosaminyltransferase (GPI-GnT) complex. The coding region runs from base 195 to 1652 and encodes 485 amino acids. Gene Ontology annotation, biological process: GPI anchor biosynthetic process. NCBI's taxonomy places the organism in Eukaryota, Metazoa, Chordata, Actinopteri, Centrarchiformes, Centrarchidae. The record is from RefSeq and is a predicted model, not a curated record. The transcript has 7 exons. Gene Ontology annotation, molecular function: phosphatidylinositol N-acetylglucosaminyltransferase activity.